AUGAUGAUGAUGAACCUGAACACCAAACUUUCUUACUUCGAAGUUCCACACUCGCCACUUGUCAAACGAAGUUUUCUUCUUUCCCCACUUGUGAUAAUGGCCGCCUCAUCUUUGUCACUUACAUCUCCAUUCCAUUUCAGAAAACCCCACAGCAGGAUUUCACCUUUCAAUGCUCAUCCUCUCAUCCAAAAGGGCGCACAAUCUUUUAAAUCAAACUUCUCAUUCUCAACCCUUCAUGCUUCCCCCCAUUUUAAACCCCCUAUUGCAAUUGCCCCUUCCUCACUGACCCAAACAAGAGCUUCUUCCAACGAAUGCUUUGACCCUGCCGAUGAAGCCGAAAGGUUGCUGCUUUAUAGGGAAAAACCAGUUAAAUUUGCCUUCUGGGUCAUAUUUUGGGCCUCCUUGUCCCUGGCUUGGUUUGCCGUUUCAAAGGAUGCUAAUGCUGCUGUUGACUCUAUCAAAGCCUCUGGCUUUGGCUUGAAAAUUGCCAAUUCGUUGAGGAAAUUGGGUUGGCCUGAUGGGGUUGUGGUCUUCACCCUUGCCACUCUUCCUGUGCUUGAGCUUCGUGGGGCUAUUCCUGUCGGUUACUGGAUGCAACUCAACCCCACAACUCUAACAAUCUUGUCCAUUCUGGGGAACAUGGUCCCUGUGCCAUUCAUUGUACUCUACCUGAAAAGAUUUGCGACAUUCCUCGCUGCGAGGAGCUCUUCUGCGGCGCGAUUGCUUGACAAGCUGUUUGAGAAUGCCAAAGAGAAGGCUGGUCCUGUGGAGGAGUUUCAGUGGCUUGGUCUGAUGCUGUUUGUGGCUGUUCCUUUUCCUGGAACAGGAGCAUGGACUGGAGCGAUUAUAGCGGCCAUUCUUGAUAUGCCAUUUUGGGCUGCUGUAUCUGCUAAUUUCUUUGGUGUGGUGUUUGCUGGGCUGCUAGUAAAUUUGCUAGUGAACCUUGGUCUGAAGUAUGCUAUCAUUACUGGUAUCAUCCUUUUCUUUGUUUCCACAUUCAUGUGGAGCAUCCUUAGAAAUCUUAAAAAAACAUUGAGCUCGUCAAAUUGA
This is a messenger RNA of Sphenostylis stenocarpa, 1050 nucleotides long. NCBI's taxonomy places the organism in Eukaryota, Viridiplantae, Streptophyta, Magnoliopsida, Fabales, Fabaceae. The record is from the annotation of a GenBank genome assembly.